UGGUUUUUGGUCUCACUCGCUCGUGAGUCGCCUGCCAAUUAUCACUGUUCGGACAAAACCUCUCAAUUUUCCUGAUAAUAAAUCGAUUCACUAACCAAUAAAUUAUGGUGUAAGGUGCCCUUUGACCUUUCCAUUUAAAACAGAUAAAAUUUUAGUGGUCAGUUAUUUAUUAUUGUUAUUGCCCCUGUUAAACUUUGGAAUAGGCCGUAAAUAAAUUUGCACUGCAUUGUGCUUGUCGAUGUCGAGUGAAAGGAAGGAAAAGUAUUGAUUUUCACUUUCUUUUUUAUUUCGGAGAAAGAAACUAAACUAAAUUGAUUUUAUGGUAAACAAAACAAAGGGAUUUUAAUUGCUGGUUAAAAUUUAGUAAAUAAAGACAUAACUUGUUACCUGUUUGAGAAGAAAAUACAACGAAAUUAGAGCUUUACAAAUAAUUUGAUAGUAAAUAAGUAAAAGAUGGCUAGCCAGAACGGAGCAGGAACAGGAAGUGGUCCACCGGAUUUGACUAUUAUUCAUUUUAAUGAUGUCUACGAUGUGGAGAGCCAGAAGAAGGAGCCUAUUGGGGGAGCGGCUCGGUUUUGCACCGCAGUCAAGAAAUAUGCUCAAUUGAAUCCAGUAGUGCUUUUUUCUGGAGAUUGUUUUUCUCCGAGUCUAUUGUCUCAAUUUACUAAAGGGGAGCAAAUGAUUCCGGUUUUGAAUCAUUGUCGGACAGAUUGUUCUGUGUUUGGCAAUCAUGAUUUUGAUUUUGGCGUUGACAUUUUGGCUGACUGGGUGAAAAAGACGACCUUCCCAUGGUUGAUGUCAAACGUUAUAGAUAAUGAGACCAAUCGUCCCCUGGGCGAAGGUCAUAUUACGCAAGUGCUUGAGCGUCAUGGAAGGAAAAUUGGAUUGAUGGGAUUGGUGGAAUGGGAAUGGAUGGAAACUCUAUCUACCAUCGAUCCCGAGGCAGUUACGUACACUGAUUAUGUCGAUGCUGGGAAUGACUUGUCAGCAAAGUUAAGAAAAGAGGGAUGUGAUAUCAUUGUUGCUUUAACGCAUAUGAGAUUUCCUAAUGACUGUCGUCUAGCUGAAAAUUGCAAAGGGAUUGACCUUAUCCUUGGAGGACAUGAUCAUGUAUAUGAUGUAAAAUAUAUCAAUGGAAUUCCAGUCUUGAAAAGUGGGACAGACUUUCGUGAUUUCAGUGCAAUAAGCGUUACAUUUGACAAAGACAAUGCCAACAAGCCUAAGUUUAACAUAGAAAGAAUAUCCAUUACUUCCGAUUAUGAAGAAGAUGCUGCAUUAAAGGCAGAGUUGGAUGUUUUUACUGCCACGAUGAGUUCCAAGUUGGAAGAUAUUCUGGGAGAAUUUCACGUCGAUAUUGAUGGCAGAUUUGAGGUAGUCCGAACGCAGGAGUCUAAUUUAGGAAACUUUGUCUGUGACAUCAUGGUGGCAAGCUGUAAUGGUGAUUGCUCACUUGUGAACAGUGGAACGCUUCGUAGCGACCGGAUUCAUCCUGCCGGCCCGUUUACGAGACGCGAUAUGAUGACGGUUUUACCGAUGAUGGAUUCCCUAGUUGUCCUGAAUGUUACAGGCUCGCAACUUAUAGAAGCCUUGGAAAAUGGCGUUUCUCAAUAUCCAAAAUUAGAAGGUCGUUUUCCGCAAAUAUCAGGUUUACGAUUUGCCUUUGAUCCUUCCAAACCUGCUGGGAAUAGAGUUGAUCCAAAGUUUGUAAAAGUGGGAGAUGAAUAUCUCCAGCCUCAUCAAUCCUACCGUCUAGUAACCAAAGAGUAUAUAGCAACUGGUCAUGAUGGAUAUACAGUGUUGGCAAAUGCGGAAGUUUUGGCCGACUCUGAUCAGUGCCUAGAACUUAGUACAGCAAUUCAAAACCAUUUUCAUGCUGUCCAAAUGGUGGGUCAGGAGGUAGGAUCGGGAACUGCGUUAAAUGCGAAGCAUUCUCGACAUCAUCAAUCGCUGAUUACAUUAUCACGAAGACACAGCUUAUUGCGGUCAAUGAGUGCAGUCCAUGACUUGAACCAUGCUUCGCCAUCACUGGAUAGAUGCAAUUCUCUCUCACCCCGUCCAUCAUUGUCCAGACAGGGUAAUGUCGUUGAAGAAAUGGAGAAGCAAACUUGUUUGCUUAAGCCGAUGGUUGAGGGCCGAAUCGUAGUAAUUAAGGACAAAAAUGUUCUCCACGAUCUGAUGAACGAACGCAAGGAUUGGGAAGCAAGCAGGACUAUUAAGGAAGAAGAUGAAAACGUCAGUCCUACCACACCUACGGUAAUGUCACGCCUUCACGCCCUGUACCAUGCUGCCGUAUCAGGGUCCACCAAUAACCGAUCCCCCUCACCAUCGGAUUUCUCAGACCUUAGUGAUGUACCUGCACCGUGAAUAGUCCUAAAUUAUAGUAUGCCUAGAAUGAAAUACAAUUUAUCCAGUGGCCACCGACCUCGAAUUUGACUACUUAACUAAAUAUGUAGCAAUGUUAGCAAUAAUGUUGAUGAGAUUUAUGUAAGAAACA
This is a messenger RNA of Folsomia candida, 2494 nucleotides long. Its product is annotated as mannosylglucosyl-3-phosphoglycerate phosphatase. Bases 454 to 2364 code for a protein of 636 amino acids. The record is from RefSeq and is a predicted model, not a curated record. NCBI's taxonomy places the organism in Eukaryota, Metazoa, Arthropoda, Collembola, Entomobryomorpha, Isotomidae. The transcript is spliced from 22 exons. Gene Ontology annotation, biological process: nucleotide catabolic process. Gene Ontology annotation, molecular function: hydrolase activity.